This is a messenger RNA of Pistacia vera, 1476 nucleotides long. RefSeq names its product alcohol dehydrogenase-like 7. Gene Ontology annotation, cellular component: cytosol. Gene Ontology annotation, biological process: formaldehyde catabolic process. NCBI's taxonomy places the organism in Eukaryota, Viridiplantae, Streptophyta, Magnoliopsida, Sapindales, Anacardiaceae. The coding region runs from base 131 to 1297 and encodes 388 amino acids. The transcript has 10 exons. Gene Ontology annotation, molecular function: S-(hydroxymethyl)glutathione dehydrogenase [NAD(P)+] activity; zinc ion binding. The record is from RefSeq and is a predicted model, not a curated record.
UUUGGCGGUCAGAUUCACGUAUUGAAUAAAAAAAAAAACUCAAGUUGUCUCGUUUCUCCCUGCAACAGUUAUCGCCAUUGUCAGUUGCCAAAGAGGAAGCUAAGAGAUCUCUAUUUCUCUACUUUACGGCAUGGAUAGCGACAAUUUGUCACGUACAACCGCAGGGAAGCCGAUUCGAUGCAGAGCUGCCAUUGCUCGCGUGCCAGGGGAGCCUCUAGUAAUAGAAGAGAUUCUAGUGGACCCGCCAAGUUCCCAUGAAGUUCGGAUUCGAAUCAUCUGUACAGGUCUCUGUUACAGCGAUAUUACUUUCUGGAAAAUGAAGGAUUAUCCUGCUGUUUUUCCAAGAAUUCUUGGUCAUGAGGCCAUCGGGAAGGUGGAAAGUGUGGGGGAGAAUGUAAAUGAAGUAGCAGAAGGAGAUAUUGUGAUACCAUAUUUUCUAGCAGAUUGUAGUGAAUGUGUAGAUUGCAAAUCAAAGAAGAGCAACCUAUGUUCAAAAUUCCCCUUCAAGGUUUCUCCUUGGAUGGCUAGAUCCGAGACAAGCAGAUUCACAGAUCUCAAGGGACAAACUUUACAUCAUUUUUUAUUUGUUUCAAGUUUUAGUGAGUAUACUGUGGUAGACAUUGCUAAUUUUGUAAAAAUUGACCCCGAGAUCCCUCCAAAUAUGGCAUGCCUCCUAAGUUGUGGAGUAUCAACAGGGGUUGGAGCUGCUUGGAGAACAGCAAACGUGGAGGCUGGAUCAACUGUUGUCAUAUUUGGGCUGGGAUCAAUUGGAUUAGCUGUUGCAGAGGGAGCAAGACUAUGUGUUGCUACUAGAAUUAUUGGUGUCGACUUGAUUCCAGAGAAAUUUGAAAUCGGAAAAAAGUUUGGAGUCACAGAAUUUGUUAAUGCUAAAAGUUGUGGGGAUAAAUCAGUAAGCCAGGUAAUCAAUGAGAUGACAGAUGGAGGUGCAGAUUACUGCUUUGAGUGUGUUGGUUCUUCAUCCUUGGUGCAAGAAGCAUAUGCUUGCUGCCGAAAGGGAUGGGGUAAGACAAUUGUGUUGGGAGUGGACAAGCCGGGAGCACAGGUGACCUUAAGCUCUUUUGAUGUUCUUCAUAGUGGAAAAAUUCUGAUAGGCUCAUUGUUUGGAGGACUCAAAGCUAAAACCGAUAUUCCAAUUCUGUUGAAACGUUACAUGGACAAGGAAUUACAACUGGAUGAAUUUGUCACACAUGAGAUGAAGUUUGAAGACAUCAAUAAAGCCUUUGAUUUACUUAUUCAAGGAAAGUGUCUUCGAUGUGUGAUAUGGAUGGACGAAUAAGGGAGUUUUUCCUUUGUUUCUUUUUUUGCGUGCCUCCAACAUUUACUGCUUUUGUUUCAGUGAAUUCCUUUUCAGUUCUCGUGCUUAUGUAUGUAAGAUUCUCAAUUGUUUGAAUAAUUGACACAAUCUUCUGGACUUAGUUUCAAAAAUCAAUUUAAUGUAAUACAGUACUAGAUUUA